AUGCAAAUCUCGAACCAGCAGACUCAACCUCUAUUUCCGAACCGAACGGGCGGCUACGCACAAUCGCAACCUUCAUACGCUCAAACGAACCCGUAUCACCAAUCUUUCACGCCGCCUCCUAUGCCACAGAUACCUGAGCAAUACAACGCCUUUUUCGCGCCGUCGCAGCCGCAGCCACAAGCGCAACAACAGUAUCAGUCCAUGUCCAAUCCUACAAGUCCAGGAAACCCCUUCCUCAAAUCAUCUCGGAGCCAGACAUUUGCAACAACCGAAGUCACAAGCUCGAACCCUUUCGGGCAAACGCCGUUCCAGCAAUUUUCAACGCAGCCGCAGCCAACCCUGUCUCAACAGCAAAUGCCUAAUCCGUGGUCUCAGCAACAACAGCCGCCCCAGCAGCAGCAACAGCAACAGCAACAGCAACAGCCAUUGCAACAACAAAACCAAGUUCCAGCCCCUCAAGUAAACCCCUGGCAGAGCCAAGUCGGCUAUCAAGCCCAGAAUCCGCUCCAAAACCACCAGACGCAACAGCAAAACUUCCAGAAUCAACAGCUGCUAUACCAGCAACAAAGCUCCAACCCCUUCGACAAGAACGCUUCCAUUCUCUCCCUGUACAAUCAGCCGCAGACGGCAUCGCGCCAAACGGAACAGCAACCAGCCCAGCCGACAGCUGUGCAAACAUCUGCACCUGCUGCACAGGUACCCCAGUCGAAUCCAUUUGGUGGCAUGUCUGCUGCGCCUCAAGGUCAGCCACUGUCAGCUGUACACAGCCCGGGAGUGAGACACGUCAGCAACGAGAGUGUGGAUUUCUCUGGGUUAAUGGGUGGACGCCAUUCGCCUGAUGCCUUUUCAGGCCUGAGUGCUAGUUUCAGACGUUGA
Exserohilum turcica Et28A is the source of this 876-nucleotide messenger RNA. RefSeq lists its product as uncharacterized. Bases 1 to 876 code for a protein of 291 amino acids. The transcript has a single exon. Lineage: Eukaryota; Fungi; Ascomycota; Dothideomycetes; Pleosporales; Pleosporaceae. The record is from RefSeq and is a predicted model, not a curated record.